GGCCAGGAAUAGAAGAUGCCACUCUUCCCCACCCCACUCCGAGCCCUAUUCUCGCCCACCACCGCCGCCUCCUCCACCUCCGCCCUGCCGCCGCCCCGUCGACCGCCGCUCGCGGGGGCUCUCCUCUUCCUCAGCCUAGGAGCCGUAGCGGGCUGCGCCCUCUCCGCCCGCCGUUUCCCCUUCGUCCGGGCAAUAAGUUCUGCUAGAAUGGAGUCUACUUCCACGACCGUGCCUUCCAUUGUUGUAUAUGUGACUGUCCCAAAUCGUGAAGCAGGCAAAAAGCUAUCGGCUAGCAUUAUCAGUGAGAAACUUGCUGCUUGUGUGAACAUAGUGCCUGGAGUUGAAUCUGUUUACUGGUGGGAGGGGAAGGUGCAAACUGAUGCUGAAGAGUUGCUCAUCAUCAAGACCAGAGAAUCUCUCCUAAAUGCCUUGACUGAACAUGUCAAAGCUAACCAUGAGUACGACGUUCCUGAGGUCAUUGCGCUGCCCAUCAGCGGCGGCAACCUCAAAUACUUGGAGUGGCUCAAGAACAGCACCAGGGAGAAUUGAUCUGGCCAGAGCUUCCCAUGGACCGCAUUUGUGAGUAGAGUACCUAGUGGUGUGGUGUGUCUGUUCUGGUUUGAGACAUUGUGCUUGUGCAGAAUGACUUCAGUGGCUUCUGCGCGUCUAUGGUGAAUUGGUCGAUAUGUACCGUCUCCUAGGGCCAAAUAAACUUUCAGAAGCGUGUAGCGCCAAGACAAUUGCACAAAAUCCACUUGUCGCGCUCGUGUAGGACUGGUACAUUUGCUGGAUGAGGAGCCGUUGACGCUUAAGCCACACACACACACGUGGCGUGCGGUUAAAAAAGAGAUGAAUGAUAUCGCGCUUUACCUCCUCGCUAAGCUACUAGAGUUCCAAUAAAGUAGAGAUCUAUCUGUAAUCAGUAGGUUAGAGUAAUCCCGUCCAAGUACUCCGUAUGAGACAGUGGAUGUUAUGCGUGCUGAGGACAAUGUCGGUCUGUCUGUCACUGAUAAAAGUCCUCUCCAAUAAUGUGACCCUCUUUUGGCUUUCUA
Molecule: messenger RNA, 1052 nt
Organism: Hordeum vulgare subsp. vulgare (domesticated barley)
Lineage: Eukaryota; Viridiplantae; Streptophyta; Magnoliopsida; Poales; Poaceae
Product: protein CutA 1, chloroplastic
Exons: 6
Coding region: 16-549 (177 amino acids)
Biological process (GO): response to metal ion
Molecular function (GO): copper ion binding
Source: RefSeq, a predicted model, not a curated record